Mesorhabditis spiculigera is the source of this 423-nucleotide messenger RNA. NCBI's taxonomy places the organism in Eukaryota, Metazoa, Nematoda, Chromadorea, Rhabditida, Rhabditidae. The record is from the annotation of a GenBank genome assembly.
AUGUGGCUCCCCGCGGUCAUCCUCCUCGCUUCUGCUGCUCCCUUCAUUUUCGCGGGCUCGGAAUGGGACGGCUACGUAAGUGGCACUUUGCUGGGCAGCGGUAACAUCGCGAAAGCAGCAAUCUGCGGCUUGGACGGAGUCAUCUGGGCCAAGAGCGACAAUUUUAACAUUGGCGCAGAUGAGGUGGCUGCAAUUGCCGAAGCUUUUGGCAACCAGCCCAGCUCUCUGAAAUUCGAAGGCAAAGCAUACAUGAUUCUGCGAGCCAACGCUGAGCAAAUUCAGGGAAGAGAGGGCUCUGGCGGAUUCGUUGCCUGUAAAACCAAUAAAGCCGUGAUCAUCUCCCUCUACACGAACGCCAUGAGUCCGGAACGUUGCGCGGAAGUAACGCAAAAUUUCGCCGACUUCCUCAAGAGCUCCAACUAU